UAAUCUAUUUUGACAGAUGUAAAUUGUUAUUAAUUUAUUAUAUAGAAUUUUUCAACUUUUUCCAUAAAAUAUCAUCGAAAUGAAGCAAAAGGUGACUAUUACCGUAUUAAUAAGCUAUUCACUGGAAGCAUAGGGUCAGAAUUCUGAAACUAUGGAAAAUAAUUUAUACUAUGAAAGUGCAUGCAAAUCCUUGCUGAAACAACAAGAUAGCAAGAGACUUUUUCAAAUAUUAGUCGUUAUUCGUAAAGGGCUGAAUGAUAAGCAUUUAUGUGAGGAACGAAUUAAGCAAUUAACCGAUUUAGGUUGUACCAGAAGCAUCACUUUAUGUCUCCAACAGGAGAGUGUAGCAAUUUUAGAUGUAACUUUGAGCUUGAUUGGGAAUGCUUGUAUUAAUUAUCAUUUCUGCCUUGAAUUGUUAAAAUAUGGAAUCUUACAUACAUUAAAUAGGCUUUUAGAAAGGUGCCAAAAAGAUAGUAUUCAAGGAAGAACUUUUCGUAUUAUUGGCAAUUUAUGCGACCAUUCAUGUUCUUAUGCUAUGAUGAUAAAAGAGCAAGAUUUAGUACCAAAAAUAGUAAAAUAUAUCAUAAAGUGUUCUGAGUUUGAAAGCGAAAAUACUGAUAAUUUAUUUUUUAUUAGUGAAGGAAGUUUAAUUAUGGCUAUAAGGGCUUUGAGAAAGCUCUUAAAACGUUCAACAUUAAGACUUUUAGUAGAAAAAUAUAAUGUUUUAAACGCAAUAGGUCUCUUAUUAAUAAAAUAUAAAAAGCUUUGGGUAGAAAAUAAUGAAAAUAAAAUAAUAGUAGAUGAUAUUCUACGACUUUUAUAUGCAUAUUCGAGAUUUUCUUAUUCAGGAAUGCUUGUUUCAAUUAUAUCGACAGAAAAAGGCAACGCAUUGUAUGCUUUGGUAGAUUUCUUUGAUUUCCAACCGUUUAGAGUAAUAAAAAUUAUUAUGAAUUGUACUAGAGGUAUAACUUUGAGAACAGAGCUUCCAAUCCAAGAGAUUUUUCAACAUUUAUUAGAACGUGUUGAGAAAAAACAUGACACGCAAACACGAAAGCAAUAUCUAAGUUUCUUGAAUAUGUUAUUAGAACAACCGGCAUAUCGACAAUACGUUAAUUCGUUAGAAUGUUCAAAACUUCUUGUUGAUGUUCUAAAAAGUUUGCAAACCAAGGAUAACUCCUCGAUUCAAUGUUCAACUUUAGUGUUAUCAAUAUUUAAGAAAUGUAUUAAUGAUGAAAUAGCAGUUAAAAACCAAAUCAUGGCGGGUGCAGUGGGCGUCUUAAUUGAAAAAUUAGAAUGGUGUGGGAAAUCUUCGAAAGAAAUCCUAGCUGUUGAGCAUGGAAAGAAGAAACGGAUGCGACCAUAUAGUGAAGAAAAAAGUAAAAAAUAUAAAAUUUCAGAAAGUUAUUUUAGUAAUCUUAGUAAUAAUCUCGAACGAUGUUUGAGGAAUAACUUGGAUAAUAAUCGAUGUACAAGCCCAAGUGAAUUGAGUGAUAUUUCAUCAGAUGGACCAAACUCACCAAGCUGUUCUGCAAUUCGAGAAGAUAUAUGUGAUUCAGAUAAUUAUUCUCCUGUAUGUAGCGAUACAGAAGAUAUAGAAGUUCAAAGUUUGAGAUCACUGGAAGCAAGUGGAAUAUACGAUUCAGCAUCUGAAGAAGAAACUCCUCCCAUCUCAAGAACGUUAACCGAAUUAAUCAACGAAAUUAACACCUUAAUUUGUGGUUAUUCAAGAACUAAGCCGGUCCCUACAGAAAUAUACAACCCAAAAUUAAUAAUAAUCCUUAUUAAUUUAUGGAUUGGUUCAGAAAAAUUACAUCCAUCUCCAUCUUUAGUUUUAGAAACACUAUUAAAGCAUCAAGAUUUUCUGAUUCCUUUGAUUGAAACGGAUUUAAUUUCUAACAUUUAUAGUAAGACAACAACAAUACAUAGUACAUUAACAUGUACGAUUUGUAAUCAUUUAUCAAUGGUAGCUGAAAAUAUUUUGCGUUAUUUAAAAGUUUUAGCGGUUUCCGAAUUAGGAAAAUGCAAAAUUACGCGUAUUUUAAUCAUAUCAGAUUCCGAAUUAAAAUUAAAGGUUGCCAUCUGCGCUUCGUACUUGAUAAAUUCAAAGAGUUUAUUAAGAAAUUUAAUGAUGUACUGCGAUGGUUUAAAAACGAUAAUGAGCGCUGUGAAUAAGACUGACGUAACGCAAGGGAUUAUUACAAGUUUGCAUCUUUUAGCUACAUCUUAUAUUCCAUACAUACGUAAAAUUCCUAAAGGCAAUCUCAAUUUGAAAUAUGUUCAAGUAUUAAAACCCGAUGAUUAUUCCAUGAAAACCGAUGAUAUCGAACCGGAAGAUUUAACGCUUUUUGAAUUUGAAGAUAGCGAAGAAUUAGUUCCAGCUGAUCGGAAAUUUUUAAGCACGCAAAGUGAUUAUUUUCAAGGAUUACUUUAUGGAAAUUUCAAGGAAUCGAUUGAACGCAAAGUAAACAUGGUUGGAACUAAAUCAGCGGCAUUUAAAGGUUUAUUACUUCUUUUACGUUUUAAACGUGAUGAAAUCUACGUGAAAUUGGAUUUAGAAAUAAUGUUGGAGUUAUUGGAAAUGACUGAUCGGUUUUUAUUACCAGAUUUACACGUGUAUUUAACUGAGUGCGUUGAGUAUAUUUAUAUGAACCAAGAAUCAAUGCCGAUUAUUUACCAAUGGUCUGUUGAAUCGAGAACGAAUAUUUUGAGAGUCGAAUGCGUGGUGUUUGCGCUUACUUAUAAAAUGAUGGAUUUCGAACGUUUUAAUAUUUUUCGGAACUUAAUCGAGUUAAAUUAUAAUGAACAAUUAGUUGAUGAUAUAUCUAAGCUAUUAUCUAGGUUUAUGGCGUGAAUCGCAUUUAUAAUAUCAUCUUUGUACAUAUUGAUGGAAUUAUUUGAGGAUUAUGAUUAAUAAAUAAGAUUAAAAUGUU
Molecule: messenger RNA, 2930 nt
Organism: Onthophagus taurus
Lineage: Eukaryota; Metazoa; Arthropoda; Insecta; Coleoptera; Scarabaeidae
Biological process (GO): anatomical structure morphogenesis
Cellular component (GO): cytosol
Molecular function (GO): protein binding
Source: RefSeq, a predicted model, not a curated record